UGCCGGACUUGACAUGGCGUAUUUAUGAGCGGAGACGCACCGCUGUUGCACAUAGAGCUGGUGUGAGGGUCAGUGCGACGGUAAGGCAGCGAGUCAGUGAACACUGGUCACCAUGCAGAGAGGUGUUGUAUUCGUCUUUGUCGCCUGCUGGGCUCUCUCAGCGCCGUCACUGGCCGACGAUGCAAAGGAAUUCAGACCUCCUGGAACUGUGUCCCCUGCAGAAGAGUUUAACCCAAAGGCCAGCAACAGCACACCUACGGCUACUACCCCGGUCCAUAACACCACGACUACAGCCCCCUCCACCACCCCGGCUUCUAACACCACCACCACCACUGCUUCUAACACCACCACCACCACCACCACCACCACGGCUUCUAACACCACCCCCACCACUGCUUCUAAUACCACCACCACCACCAUGGCAACUACCACCUCCACCACCUCAGCUACCACCACUACAUUGUCAACUACAACUCCAGCUCCUCCUGCACCAUCUCCCUCCAUCCCGUUAGGAACGUACAAUCUGACAAACCCGAAAGAUAAAAAAAUAAACUGCCUGAUGGCUCAGAUGGGGCUGCGGAUCCGGCUGGAAACAAAAGAGGCCAAUGGAACCUUCAUUGUUCAGCCAAACAAAACCAGUCCAUCUGGAUCUUGUGGGGAAACCAAUGCCAACCUUACCCUUUCCUUCCGUGAAGGCUUCAUUACUUUCCUCUUCAACAAGAGCGUUGCCAAUAACACUGCCUAUGUUGAUGCUGUCUCUUUCAACGUGUCAUUAAUCAACGGAGCUAAUACCGCAAGAACAGCCAAAAAUGAGUCGAUCCAUCUGUUUGCUGCAAAGAUUGGACACUCCUACUCCUGCAGGAAUGAAUCACUUUACAUGGGACAUGGACUGUACCUGGAUGUCAGCCAGGACAGGAUGCAGGCCUUCAAUGUGACCAACAACGACUUUGGUGUUCCUGACAACUGUCCUGCUGAUCAGCCCAGUUACCGUGUUGCCAUUGCAGUGGGAGUGACGCUGCUGGUACUCAUUUUGGUGGUGGUGGUGGCCUACCUGCUGGGCCGCAAGAAGAGGACCGAUGGCUACCAGUCUCUGUGAGGUGGAGGGGUUAUUAAGAGGUCACAAAGUGAAGGACAAAGUGGAAGUCACUCAGUCAGUGAGGCUGAGCUAUUUCUGGGGGGUUUAAAGUGAACUUCCACUGAAGCCUAAAAUACACCUUCUGUCCUUAUUUGCUUUAGUUUCCCUGAUUUACUGUUAUUAGGAGUGUUUUAUCCAGAAGUGUUGGUGUUUGGAGGCUGCAGUGGGCCACUUUCAAGUACUUCAGUGUAAUAAGUAUAUAAAAUGAUAAAUACAAAAAUGUAUUAUAAAUUGAUUAAUCAAACUGGCACUUAGCAGAUGUCCGCCACCUAAAAGUUAAUUCUAAAAUCCAACCAGAAGACCAGUAGACAGGGGUCUGAUUGGCCAGCUGUUAGGUGUUUGUGGAAAUCUGGCCAAUAAAGAACUCUAAGUAGACUGCCCUGUGGGUUGGACUUUUAGGAGACACACUGCCUAACAAUCUUUAAAUUAAAAAUCUAGGAAAUUCCAACUCUAAAUUGUGUCUUUUGGAUGCACAUCUUUAGAUUGAAUAAAAUCACAAAAACACAAAUUAAUUGCUUAAAAUUGGAAAAUACUAAAUGAAAACUAAUUGUUACAGCAAGAAACAAAAUAAUCAUUGAAUGUAAUAUACAGAAAAGCCACUAAAGGGAAUAACUUAUUUUUUUUAAAAAUUUCAUUCAAGACAUCUGGUUUAUUACCAUUAUUUAAAGAAGGAACUAAGAAAAAUGAUUAGUAACUGUUACAUUUGUGUUUGUUACAUUGAGUUACAUAAAGCACCAUUUAAAUGCAAAUAUAAAUAAGAGUUUUUACUAGGUUUUCAUUUAUUUCUUCAGUGGCAUACUCUAGACACAAUACAGAUGGAUUUUAAAAGACAAAUAUAAAGCAAUAUUUUUCUGUCAUGGUACAAGCACACAUUUUUAUGUGAAUUACACAAAAUUACAAAAGCUUGACUCCAGAGUUGUAAUUGUAUCAGAAUGAAACACCCUGAUGAGAGAAAGUGUUUCUUUAUUGGACACUAAAAUCUCUGCAAACUGACAUUGUCAUAGAAAAAAACUGACCAGAAAUGGUUUUUGUUCUUUAUUUGUUACAACGGACAGCCACACUUCGAUAAUUUAAAAUUCCUUUUUGAUAAUAUUGGCUUCUUUUAUCAAUCUACCUUCACAUUAUACUGAAGUGUGUCAUUGUGGAGUAAAAAUCAUAUAUAUUCAUAUAUAUGUUCUGCAUAAAUAGUGUACUCAUGUACUUAUAAAAUACAUGCUAAAGGUCAUUUAAACAUUUAUUAACUGUUUUAGGAAAGCUCAAUCAAUCAGAUCUUGUGUACUCUGGAUUUAAUUUUUUUAAAAGGGAAACUUGUCUAAUCAGUAACUGCACAGCUGAUUGUACUGAAUACUGUGUGGAAUUAUUAAUCAGCAAAAAGGGAAAAUUAGACUGAUAUCCUACAUUUAUUUGCACUGAUUGCUGUCUCAACUGGCUAUCUUUGUCUUUCUCAAAUUAUAUGUUACACGAUGCUGUGUUUUUAUACAAAUGCAGGGGUAGAGUGUCCAUGUAGGUCCGUAAUGUUUCUAGAUCAGAUUACUAAUGAGUUAUAUAUUCAUCACUUCCAAGGUGUCCAUCAUGCUUCACCCACCAAGUCCACUCUGGUACACUAUACUGCCUUAAAGGAACAGUUGGACAAUAUGGGAAAACAUGUUUUAUAGUUGUUUCUUACAUUUUUUAUGCUAAGGAGUGGUAUAAAUCCUCCACGUAUCUCCUGACAAGAAUGUUUUACUUGUCCUUUAAAUAUGCAUAAGUCACACCAAUAGAUGGAUAGCAUUGUACAUGAACCGCAAGCGAAGGACAUUGUAUUUAUCAGCUGAUCUUCCUGUCUGUGUCGGGAUUGAAAGCUCCAGAACAUCUGGUAGAAGGAACUUGUGGUGAGAUCGCUGUCUAAAUGCUGUUUUGAGAGUUUCCAUGGCUGAAAAACAAAGCCAAUGUGAAAGUGCCUUAAACUUGUGUUCUGUCUAACAGAUAGCAGGAGGUGACUCCUGUAGUUGCAAGAAGUUUCAGAGAAAAAAAGACUGCCUAUGUCUAACUUCGUCUGUUACUUCAGUAAACAUUUUUCCUAAGAGUCAGUUUUCAGUCAGAUCUGCCUCUCACUCCUUUCGUCUGGUUUUAGACCAAGAUAGCGACAGCCAAACGCCAAACUCAAGGCUUCAAAACAGUAGUCCACAAAUCAACUGGUGACAUCAUGGUAGCUACAUCCAUCCAUAUAUGUAGUCUAUAGCUGAGAAUAAACUUUGACCCUCAGGUUCACACUGCAUUCAGGUUCCUGUAGGAGAUGGAAAUGGAAGAACUGUGAUUUGAGCACUCAGGUGAAAUAAACCAAAUUAAUAUAGAGCUUUAUAUUUAAGGAUUAGUUCACCCAAAUUUCAAAGUGAAAAUAUUUCUGCCUCUGUAAGUGGUAUGUAGCUUUGUAGGUAGUAGUUUUCUGUGCAUAUGUAACUUCUUUUGCCACUUUAACACAAUAGUGGUGAGAAAUAAGUUCUGUAAGCAGAAACUGCAGGGGCAGGCUUCUUAAAAUGUGAACAAAUAAAGGCAAUACUAUUUGUGAUACUACUAGAUGGAAGCGAGAAAAUGUUAUGUUUUGUGUGAGCUGACCCUUUAAAUUUUGAAGUGAGUAGAAAAGUAGGCGACCUUUAAUAAUACUCUGUGGGCUUGUGCUGAUACAAUGAGAAGUGGUGCGGUGGGUGAAGUCUACAUAUAAUGUUUUUGAUGGAUUGUGUAAAGCUCUGUCAGUGAAUGACAGCUCCCAUAAGUUCUACUGGUGAAGAACCACAUCUACAGCUCACAGCUGCACUUCCAUAUUUUGUCCAUCAGGUGGUGCUGUGGAGUUAAGAAGGGAGCAGGAAAAGGGGACCUUACUGUUGUGUUCAUUUACUGGCUGUGAGAGCAUUUUUACCUGUUGUUAACGUCUUGUGCCAAUAAAAACUGAUAUAUUUCUAAA
Molecule: messenger RNA, 4076 nt
Organism: Amphiprion ocellaris (clown anemonefish)
Lineage: Eukaryota; Metazoa; Chordata; Actinopteri; Pomacentridae
Gene: cd68
Product: CD68 molecule
Exons: 6
Coding region: 113-1096 (327 amino acids)
Cellular component (GO): membrane
Source: RefSeq, a predicted model, not a curated record